Messenger RNA from Onychostoma macrolepis, 1701 nucleotides. Its product is annotated as E3 ubiquitin-protein ligase TRIM35-like. The transcript is spliced from 7 exons. Gene Ontology annotation, biological process: protein ubiquitination. Lineage: Eukaryota; Metazoa; Chordata; Actinopteri; Cypriniformes; Cyprinidae. Bases 226 to 1701 code for a protein of 491 amino acids. The record is from RefSeq and is a predicted model, not a curated record. Gene Ontology annotation, molecular function: zinc ion binding; ubiquitin-protein transferase activity.
UGUUAUUUCUGCUUCCUGUCACACUGACUCUCUUCUCUACUGACAAAAGCAAUAAAGAAUCAGCCAUCAGCGAAGAACCAAGAGAAACACUUUACAGAAGGAUCUUUGUGAAGUUUGUUUCUGAAUAGACAGCAGAUCUUUGUGAUUCUGGUGGUGAUUCAUCUUUCAAACUCUUGUUCAGAAAGUGAAAGUAAAGUUUAGAUCGCUGGAGCUCAAAGACUGAAAAUGGCUUCACUAUCUGAAGAUGAUUUUUCUUGCCCUGUGUGUCAUGAAAUCUUCAAGAAUCCCGUUUUUCUGGCAUGUAGUCACAGUGUCUGUAAAGAGUGUCUUCAACAGUUCUGGAGAACCAAGAAGACUCAGGAGUGUCCCGUCUGCAGGAGAAGAUCCUCAAAAUCUGAUCUUCCUCCUAAUCUGGCAUUAAGAAACUUGUGUGAGUCGUUCCUGAAGAAGAGAAAUGAGAGGCGUUCAUCAGGAUCUGAGGAGAUCUGCAGUUUACACAGUGAGAAACUCAAACUCUUCUGUCUGGAGGACAAACAGCCGGUGUGUGUAGUGUGUUUUACUUCACAGAAACACGUCAAUCACACAGUCAGACCAGUCGAUGAAGUUAUUCCUUCAUAUAAGGAGGAGCUCAAAACAGCACUGAAAUCAUUACAGGAGAAACUAAAACACAAAGAAAAAAUGAAAGGAGAGUCUGAGAAAACAGCUGAACACAUCAAGUCUCAAGCUGAGCACACAGAGCGUCAGAUUAAACAGCAGUUUGAGAAGCUUCAUCAGUUUCUCAGAGAUGAAGAAGAAGCUACAAUCACUGCACUGAGGGAGGAAGAGGAGCAGAAGAAGCAGAUGAUGAAGGAGAAGCUGGAGGAGAUGAACAGACACAUCUCAGCUCUUUCACACACAAUCAAAGACAUGGAGGAGAUGAUGAAAGCCAGUGACGUCUGCUUUCUGAAGGAGUUUCCAGUCUCAAUGGAAAGAGUCCAGAUCUCAUCACAGCCGGAUCCACAGACGCCUUCUGGAGCUUUGAUUCAUGUGCCACGUUACUUGGGCAACCUGCCCUUCAGAGUCUGGAAGAAGAUGCAGGACAUCGUCCAGAACAGUGAGUCUGACUGCAGAAGAUACACACACACUGGAAAUGAUGCAAUAUUGACAGAUUUCAGCAUUAUGUGUGAAGAACCAGAUCAUCUACUGCACCAAAAUCAGCAGCUCGCUUUAGAAAGGUUGGGAGCUGCUGUCAGAAGAGGAAAUACGGUGCAGUUCAAGAAGUCUCGCUGUUACAUCCGUAGUAAAGAUGGAGAUCUCCAAGGAACGGGAACACAAAGAUCUGAUGGGUUGUUUCAGCUGGAUGUCGAGGGAAGUUCGCCUGACUGUCACUGUGCAUCAAGUGCUUUAGUAACAGCAAGCUUGUGGCACCAGCGACUGGGACGCACCACCAAAUUGAAGGAACUUAAAAAUCUGGUGAAUGGAGUGGACCUUCCUGCAGAGAAAGAAGUUCCCUUCUGUGAAGCCUGCGUGGAAGGGAAGUUGUCUAGGAAGCAUCAUAAGCCAGUGGGAGAAAUCCGUUCCAAACGCAAACUGCAGCUGGUCCAUAGUGACGUCUGUGGUCCCAUGCAGACUGAAUCUAUAGAAAGUGACAAGACUAAGAACGGACAAUGCUGGGGAAUACACUUCCAAAGAAUUUCAAGAAUACUUGAAGGCUCAAGGUAG